Messenger RNA from Durusdinium trenchii, 2533 nucleotides. Lineage: Eukaryota; Dinophyceae; Suessiales; Symbiodiniaceae. The record is from the annotation of a GenBank genome assembly.
GUUUGUUUGAGCAUUCACGUUCAUGAGCUGAGCUUCGCACGCCGCCGCCUCAAACCUACAGGAAUUCCUUCGGCCAAGACCUUUGCAGGUCCACGCGCUACCGACCGCGCUUCGCCAUAGGUGAAAAGCCGCUUCAGUGCGGCAGCUUUCGCGAGACGAUCUUUGGUUCGUCCUUUGAGCCUUUGUUUGGUUGCACCUACUACUUGAUUGAAGAGGUCUAGGUGAUCUUUGUGGUGCUAGCUUAGGCUACCAGUGCGGUCCUUGCAUAUGGUACUCACGAGUGUAAAUCAUUUGGUAAUGCACAUUGAACAACAGUGCACAUAGUCCCAUUGACAAUGCAUCAAAAUAUGUGGGAACAUUCCAUGAUCCCAUCAAUGCGUUGCUAGCACUGGUGGCUGCAAUCUUGAGAUAGGCUCAUUGAGAUAUGCUCAUAUGUCAUAGAUGUUAGAAGCAUGAAGCUCAAAAAAAUUGGGGGCUAAACAAAUGGAGCGUCCCUCAUCGCCCUGGGCACGUUCAUCGGAUCUGGUGGGGGGGCGCGGAAAAAACGUUGGCGUGUUUUUUUCUUGGACAUGUUUUUUUUGUGCGCCCCCCUACACACACACAUCAGGAUCAAGGCCAAUGCAAGUCAGGACGCUGCAAGCUUGCUUAUUGUACAAGUCCAUAAUUGCCAACUUAGCUGUCCUUUCUUUGGUAGUUGUCUUCUCUUUGAUUUGUACAAGAACCUGUCCAAAGUCGCAGUUAUCGGCGCAGGCGCGCAUAACGCACACCCGUAUAACAUCCUUUUCUGAUUUUAUGUUCUCCUUCAAAUUUGUUAGUCAAUUUUGCUUGGGGUGCUUUAUUUCCGAUCUGUGGUGCCAGUGCCAACGAUGUUUUGUCAAGAUUUGGCAUCUAAAAUGCGUAAAGGUUCAUAAACAAAGGUCCUUGCCAUUUGUCAAGCAAGGUGAAGGUAUCCUUUUUGGGGCACGUUUGGUUGUGAUGGUGUCUGUGGGGAGAAGACACAGAGUGGCCGGGGAACUGAGCAGAGAGAAGGCAAGGGGGAGAGCAGGGCAGAAGAGCAAAGUCAUAGGUAGCAGGUAGGACAGAAGAACAGAAAAGGGCGGCCGUUUUGAGGGUCGGGAACAGCAACGCGCAGGGUUGGAGAACAAAAGAUGCAAAAAUAAUAAGGAAGGCGGAACAGCAUUAUUGAAUGCGGGAGCUGGCUAUUCUUUUUGUUGCUGCUUGCAAAUGUUUGGUGGCCGCGGUUUACUCGCAGGUGCGCUUGACGACUCACCGCCUGUUCUGGCGUGCUGUGGGGCACAACAGCUGGUUGGCACUACGUUUGGAUGCCAUUGAGAGCCUGGAGAAUUGGGGUGGAAUGCUUCGAUCCCUUCGCUGCAUGUUGAGACUGUCAUGUGGCACCCCAGCGUAUGUGAAGGGCUCCUCGGAACCAGUGACCCUAGAUCUUUUGAUGGAGGUUCGCACUGCUGUGCAGAAUGGACGGUGGUGUGAUGGUUCCUACGAGGUUGCAGCGCAGGCCGGUCUUCAGCGGCUUCUCAACAACCAGGUGUCCAAACAGCAGGCAACUGGGGCCACACUUGACGUUGCCUUGGCUGAUCUCGAUUCUUUGAGGCGACAUGCAGCAGAAGCCGCCAAAGCCGCAAAACAGGUUGUGUCUGGCCUUUCCCGACCAGGUGCUGGCUACGAAGGUGCAGCCCAGGUUGACAGCGACGUCAGCAAGCUGCUGGAGGACUUUGGCCUUUUGCAAGCGGAUGGCAGCACGAUUUCGAUGUCCGGUGGUCAAAAGAAGGAUGACAUCGUUGAAGAUGUUAGAAAGGUCUCUACAGCAGCCCUGGAGAAGAAGGGUGCUGGGUCACUGCUGUUGGCACAUGAUGUCUUUUGCUUGGUAAAUCGAGCACGAGGAACUGCAUUGGUGUCGCCUGGAGAGGUAAUACAGGCGUUGCGGUCCUGUUGCAAGCCUGGUGGGCCAUUGCGAAUGAGAAAGCUUGGGUCAGUCGGUGCUCUCGCAGUGGCAUUGGCGAGGACCAGCGAUGCCGAGAUGGAUGCACCCCUCAUGAAAAUGUUGGAGGAGGCGCCGCUUUCUGCGUUCCGGGUCUCCGCCGAGUUGAAGAUCACGGCAGCAGAGGCUCGGUACUUGCUACAAGAUGCUGAGCAAAGGGCCAUCUUAGCACGAGAUGACGCACCAGAAUGUGCAUCGUGGAUGCGUUCAUGCAUCCAGUUAAUGCAGCAAGUCAAGCUCCCAGAACACCACACGGGCAACACACAUUGUUUGCAAGGUCUACUUUUAUAGGAACUUCUUCAACGACUAUUGAGCGCAGCAACCUUUGUACAUAAAUGCCAGAGCUGACACAUUCCUGAACGAGUCUGGGCAUAGCCUAGCCUUUGGCAAGCUGGAAAAGUGAGGAGAUGAGCAUCGAAGCCAAGUCGACUGUGGAAACUGGUUGCCAGCCAUGCAUCUCAACCAUUUGUUGCCUUCGGUUUCAUGCGUGAAAUAAGUUAUUGCUAGACUUGACAAAGCCAGCGUGCAACAUUCAGA